AUGCCCUCAGGAAGCUCGAAAUCUUCAAAGUCUUCAAAACCGAAGCCUUCAGAUGUAGCAGCGGAGACCAAGAAAUAUUACAUCCCGCUCAUUAAGAAGAACUACUCUGAUACAUGGAAGACUUCUUCGCUACUCUACAUGCGCCCAUGCAAUCUGGAGUUCGGACGAUCAACGAGCCUCGCGCCCCCUAGCUUUUAUGUCUACAAUGAUGACCCGGUGGAUUUUGCCAUACGAUGGGCUACCAUGAAUGAGACCCCUGUUGCGUUCAUCUGCGCAGCCAACGACAAGAGACCUGGCGGAGACUGGGAGACUGGAGUCAUUGGCUACGAAGAGAGGCUAUGUCGGCGAUCCAAUCUUUCGGCAACUUUAUCUCACCCAGAGCCGGGAAGUGGAGUGGAUUGCAACUACCCCAUUCCCAUCGAGGGCGGGAUUUACUCCGAGUCUGUUGUUGUCUUCCGGGGCCCGCACGACAGGUACGAGAAGCUAGCGCCCGAGGACUGGCGAGCACUACCGGUAGUGUCGGUACCGCCGGAGCGGUGGCCCAAGCUAAACCAGAAUGGCACCAAGUACUCGUUCCAGGAGGAGCGAGAGCUGGUCAAGAACAAGCUGCGCGCCGCGCUGACCAUUUGCGCAUGGCAUAGCAUCAGCAGCGUGGUGAUUGGCGACUUUGGCCUCGGCAAUGGCUACCGCAACCCCCCGCAGGAGCUGGCCGAGCUAUGGAGGGAGGUUCUACUCUACGACCCCGUGCUUCGCGGUCGGAUCCAGACGGUUGCCUUCGUCUUUGAGGACCACUCGCAGAGCACGGCCAAGCUGAUCCUGGACGAUAUCGCCAAAAAGAGCAAAGGUGGCAGCGGCAGUAGCAGCAAGGGAAAAGGCAAGUCGUCUAGCAGCAGCCACUCAUCUGGGUCUUCGUCCAGCAGCUCGAGCGCCUCAUCCGGUUACCCGACAGACUAUCAGAUCUUCCAGCACGUCUUCGAUCCGAGCGAGAUUCAAAGGGUUCUGAGUCAACCAGAUCCCCGAUUGGGUCUUGGGAACCUCAUCAUGUAG
Phaeoacremonium minimum UCRPA7 is the source of this 1047-nucleotide messenger RNA. RefSeq lists its product as hypothetical. Lineage: Eukaryota; Fungi; Ascomycota; Sordariomycetes; Togniniales; Togniniaceae. Bases 1 to 1047 code for a protein of 348 amino acids. The transcript has 4 exons. The record is from RefSeq and is a predicted model, not a curated record.